UUGUUUCCAAAAAUGCGACGAUUAUUGCCUUCUACAAUUUUAAUUUUAUUAUUUAUUAUUUCCACUUUAAUUGGCUAUUCUUCUUCAAUAUAUUUCCAUAUUGCUGAGACUGAAAGAAAAUGUUUUAUUGAAGAAAUCCCCGACGAAACAAUGGUUAUGAGCCGUUACAAAGUUCAACUUUUUGAUCCAAAUACGAAGGCGUUUGGGGAUUAUCCGACGAUUGGAAUGCAUGUGGAAGUUAAGGAUCCGGAGGAGAAGAUGAUUUUAAGCAAAUUAUAUACAAACGAGGGCAUAAUUACCUUUACAUCUCAUUCACCUGGAGAACAUUUGAUUUGUCUUUAUUCAAAUACAACAGCUUGGUUUAGUGGAGCUCAACUUCGUGUUCAUUUGGAUAUUCAAGUUGGGGAACAUGCACAGGAUUAUCAACAGAUUGCCGCAAAGGACAAGUUGAAUGACCUCCAAUUGCGUGUUCGUCAACUGCUCGAUCAAGUUGAACAAAUUACCAAAGAGCAGAAUUACCAACGCUAUAGAGAAGAACGCUUUCGACAGACCUCCGAAGGAACUAACAGCCGCGUUUUGUGGUGGUCUGCUGGACAAACAAUUGUUCUGUUACUGACGGGAUGGUGGCAAAUUCGACACUUGAGAGGAUUCUUUGAGGCUAAAAAGCUUGUUUAG
This is a messenger RNA of Meloidogyne enterolobii, 675 nucleotides long. The record is from the annotation of a GenBank genome assembly. Lineage: Eukaryota; Metazoa; Nematoda; Chromadorea; Rhabditida; Meloidogynidae.